AUGCCGCUGCUGGGCCGGGCGCUGCUGCCGCUGCUGCUGCUGCUGCUGGCGGUGGCCCGCGGUGCCGCCACGUCGCCCUGCGCGCCGCAGCCCAACGCCACCCGCUUCGUGUGCACGGCGCCCGCGCUGCGCGCCUUCCCCGCCGGGCUGCCGCCCGCCACCGUCGCCGUCUCCGUGGAGUUCACGGCGCUGGCGCGGCUGGAGCCCGACGCCCUGGCCGCGCUGCCCCGCCUGCGCGAGCUGCACCUCGCCGGCAACCGCCUGCGCACGCUGCCCGCGGGGCUGCUGCGCCCGGCGCCCGCCCUGCGCCUGCUCGACCUGACGGGCAACGCGCUGCGCGACCUGCCGCCCGACGCCUUCGCCGGCGCCCGACGCCUGCGGCACCUGGCGCUGCGGGCCAACGCGCUGCGGGCGCUGCGGCCGCCCUGGUUCGCCGGCCUGGCCGCGCUGCGCGUCCUCGACCUGGCCGAGAACCGGCUGGCGGAGGUGCCGGCGGGCGCCUUCGGGGCGCUGCGCUCGCUGCGCGUCCUCCACCUGGCGCGCAACCGGCUGCGGCGGCUGCCGCCGGGGCUGCUGGCGGGGCUGCCGGCGCUGCGGCGUCUCGACCUGGAGGGCAACCGGCUGCGGACGCUGCCCGCCGCCCUCUUCGCCCCGACGCCGGCCCUGGGCUUCCUCUUCCUGCAGGGCAACGGGCUGCGGGCGCUGCCGGCCGGGCUCUUCGGGCCCCUGCGGCGCCUGCGCGUCCUCGACCUGGCGCGCAACCGGCUGCGGGCGCUGGAGCUGCCGCCGCCGCCGGGCCCCGGCCGCCCCGCGCUGGCCCUCGACCUGGCCGCCAACCCCUGGGCCUGCGGCUGCGGGAUGCUGGCGCUGCUGCAGCGGGCGGCCCCCGCGCUGGCCGCCAGCCCCCCCGCCCGCUGCGCCGGCCCCGCCGCCCUGCGCGGGCGCCCCGUGGCCGCGGCGGUGCGGGAGGCCGUCUGCGAGGCGGGCGGCCCCGGGCGGCACCCCGGCACCUCGGCGCCCUGCUGCCCGGCCCCGGCCCCCACGAGCCCCCCCGGGCCCCCGGAGGAGGGGAGCGCCGCCGCCUAG
Molecule: messenger RNA, 1086 nt
Organism: Dromaius novaehollandiae (emu)
Lineage: Eukaryota; Metazoa; Chordata; Aves; Casuariiformes; Dromaiidae
Gene: LRG1
Product: leucine rich alpha-2-glycoprotein 1
Exons: 1
Coding region: 1-1086 (361 amino acids)
Cellular component (GO): plasma membrane
Molecular function (GO): protein binding
Source: RefSeq, a predicted model, not a curated record